AAGAAAUAGGGCUAGUCAAAGUACUCAAUUGUGUCCUCUUUUUUUCCGAAUUUAAAUGCUCAGUUGUGUCAUCAAGGUUUGCUUGAUCUAGAAAUGGCUUUUCUAUCUCUACAGUUUAAUUCAUUCUUGAUCAUAUCAGCGAUUCUUCUCUUCUCAGCCUUUUUCGCAGCAGGCCAAUCGGACUGCGCAUUAAAGUUGGGCUUCUCGUUAACUACUGAAGACACUAGCCCGUGGAGCUCGCCUUCAGGUGAGUUUGCCUUCGGAUUUAGGCGUCUUCAGCGAUCUCCGUCUGACAAUGAAGAUCUCUUCUUGUUAGCCAUUUGGUUCAAUAAAAUACCAGAACAAACUAUUGUUUGGUCCAAAAACGAGUUUCCAGUACCUCAGGGAUCAAAAGUCGAGCUGACAAAUGAAGGGAAACUCAUUCUCUACGAUUCUCAAGGGAUAGAAAUAUGGACGGCUCCAAGUAACGGUAGAUCCACCUGUGCUGCCAUGCUUAAUUCAGGGAACUUUGUGCUAAUAAAUGGAGAUUCUAACAUAUGGGAGAGCUUCAAAGAGCCUACUGAUGUAAUAUUGCCUGACCAGACCAUAAGUAUGGGUACAUAUCUCUAUGCGCGCCAAUCUGAGACGAAUUAUACGAAAGGUAAAUUUCGGCUCAGUAUGCAAAGGGAUGGAAAUCUUGUGCUGUACCCUAUAGUUUGGCCAUCUGAAGAUACAAGUGAUGCUUAUUGGGCUAGUAAUACUCAGAGCUCGAAUCCUGAUGUUCAACUUAUUUUCGACACGGCUGGUUAUCUCUACUUAAAAGACGGGAAGGAAAACAUUCUAAACAUCACGGAAAAAGACAUGGGUUCACCACAGGAAUUUUACCACAUGGCAAGGAUUGAUUCUGAUGGAGUUUUCAGAGCCUAUAACCAUCCAAGAAAGAAUUACGCUGCUGAUGCCAAAGGUUGUACAUCGGCUUGGUCUACUAUACAAAGCAUACCAGAAGAUUUGUGCAAAGCAGUCAUCGGAGAUCUUGGGAGCGGGGCUUGUGGAUAUAAUAGCUACUGUUUUAACUCAAAUGGAAAGCCACAAUGUCGCUGCCCGGAAGGAUACUCUCCCGUUGACUCAUUGGAUAUGUUGAAAGGCUGCAAGCCAAAUUUUCAAUUGCCUAGUUGCCAGCAAAAUGGAUGGGAAUUGAACAUGGAGUUCAUAGAGUUUAAGGAAUUGAAUGAAACUGACUGGCCCUUAAAUGAUUAUGAACUACGGACUGGAUCAAGAGUAGAUAAGGAUACGUGUAAAGAAUUCUGUCUCCAGGAUUGUUUUUGUGCAGCUGUUAUAUAUGAUAAGAACUAUUGUUGGAAGAAGAAGUUCCCCCUUUCAAAUGGAAGACAAUCCGCAGGUUUGACUAGAACUGCCCUUAUCAAGGUCCCAAAAAGCAACACGACAGACUUGUGCCUCAAAAGAAAAGAUCAGUCUACUUUAGUUCUUGUUGGAUCACUACUUCUUGGUAGUUCGGUAUUCCUAAAUUUUCUUCUGUUGCUAACCAUACUAGUUGGUGUUUUCUUCAUAUAUCACAAGAAGAUGCUAAAUUUACAGUUUGAUUCUACCACAUUUGGGUUGAGAAGGUACACGUACAAAGAACUCGAGGAGGCAACUGGAGGCUUCAAGCAGCAACUAGGCAGGGGAGCUUUCGGAACGGUCUAUAAGGGUGUCACCCCUUCACUUCCGAAGCGAUAUAUUGCCGUUAAGACGCUGAAUAAGGUUGAACCAGAUGGAGAAAAAGAAUUCAAAACGGAAGUACAAGCAAUUGGACAGACUCACCACAAAAAUUUAGUCACUCUACUAGGUUAUUGUGAUGAAGGAGAAAACCGGCUUUUGGUUUAUGAAUACAUGAGCAAUGGAUCUUUGGCUACCCUUCUAUUUGGGGUAUCCAGACCUCAUUGGAACCAACGGUUGCAAAUCGUAUGUGGUAUUGCAAGAGGUCUGAUGUACUUGCACGAAGAAUGCAGCACACAGAUAAUCCACUGUGAUGUGAAGCCUCAAAACAUACUUUUGGACGAGUUCUUGAUGCCUAAGAUUUCUGACUUUGGAUUAGCAAAACUUUUGUUGGCCGAGCAAAGUCGAGCAGCACGAACAAACAUUCGAGGGACAGUAGGUUACUUCGCCCCUGAGUGGUUUAGGAAAGCAUCUAUCACUGUGAAAGUUGAUAUUUAUAGCUUCGGAGUGAUGUUACUCGAGAUCAUUUGCUGCAAGUCAAGUGUUGUAUUUGCAAUGGGAGAAGAAGAGGAGGCUCUAAUCGAUUGGGCCUACGAUUGCUACAGCAAAAAGAAACUAAACAAAAUGGUGGAAAAUGAUGAGGAAGCAAGGAAUGACAUGAAAAGUGUAGAAAGGCUAGUGAUGGUGGCAAUUUGGUGCAUUCAAGAGGAUCCUUCAAUAAGGCCUUCCAUGAGAAUAAUUACACAGAUGCUUGAAGGAGUUGCUGAAGUUCCCAUCCCUCCUCGUCCUUCAGUAUUUAGUUCGUCUUGAAUUAUCAGUCUUGAUUUCAUAUGAAUGAUAAUAUAGAUAUAUAUUCUUUGCUGGUUGUAGAGUAAUGCUUGACUAGAAGUUUGCUUGCAAAGUUUUAUGUUUAAGCAAAGCAAUCAUCUUCUUCGAAUUCUAUGUAAAAUUUUACUCUAUCUAGUAGCCUUAAUGCC
Olea europaea var. sylvestris is the source of this 2672-nucleotide messenger RNA. Its product is annotated as G-type lectin S-receptor-like serine/threonine-protein kinase LECRK3. The transcript has a single exon. The coding region runs from base 94 to 2505 and encodes 803 amino acids. The record is from RefSeq and is a predicted model, not a curated record. Gene Ontology annotation, biological process: protein phosphorylation. Lineage: Eukaryota; Viridiplantae; Streptophyta; Magnoliopsida; Lamiales; Oleaceae. Gene Ontology annotation, molecular function: ATP binding; protein serine/threonine kinase activity.